GCUUGGCGGCGGUUGUUUUCAGGCCACUGUACGCAGCUCUCAGCUGAGGCUUGCUGGGCUCCCAGCUUGCAGGCGAGACCAUCUUCGCAGGCGCGCGCUCGCGGACCGACCGAGUCGAGAGGGCCUGAGUGGCGGGUCCAGCGGGCAGCGUCCCCGAGGUCGUCGGCCGCGGCGAUGUCUGCCCGGUGCUGUGCUGGCCAGUUGGCCUGCUGUUGCGGAUCAGCUGGCUGUUCCCUCUGCUGUGGCUGCUUCCCUAAGGUUCGACAGUCUCGCACCACCCGCUUCAUGUAUCUACUCUACUUUGUCCUGGUCAUCGGCCUCUGCUGUGUGAUGAUGUCACCUUCCGUGACGAAGCAGGUGAAAGAGCAUAUUCCGUUUUUUGAAGAAUUCUGUAAAGGCAUUAAAGCUGGCGACACCUGUGAGAGCCUGAUGGGGUACUCUGCAGUGUAUAGAGUGUGCUUCGGAAUGGCCUGUUUCUUCUUUGUGUUUUGCCUGCUGACGCUGAAAAUCAACAACAGCAAAAGUUGCCGGGCCUACAUUCACAAUGGCUUUUGGUUCUUUAAACUUCUGCUGCUGGGGGCCAUGUGCUCAGGAGCGUUCUUCAUUCCAGAUCAGGAGAGCUUUCUGAAUGCCUGGCGCUAUGUGGGAGUCACAGGGAGCUUCCUCUUCAUUGCUAUCCAGCUCCUCCUGAUUGUGGAGUUUGCACAUAAAUGGAACAAGAACUGGACUGCGGGCACUGCCAGCAACAAGCUGUGGUACGCCUCCCUGUCCCUGGCGACACUCAUCAUGUACUCCAUAGCCGCUGGAGGCUUGAUUCUGAUGGGAGUGUUUUACACACAGUGGGACGACUGCACCGACAACAAGAUCCUCCUGGGAGUGCAUGGGGGCCUGUGCGUGCUCAUCUCUCUGGCAGCCAUCUCGCCCUGUGUCCAGAAUCGACAGCCGCACUCUGGGGUGCUGCAGUCCGGACUCAUAAGCUGCUAUGUCACCUACCUCACGUUCUCAGCACUGACCAGCAAGCCUGGAAAAGUAGUCGUAGAUGAACAUGGGAGGAAUGUCACCAUAUGUGUGCCUGACUUCGGUCAUAACCUGCGUAAAGACGAGAACUUGGUGACUUGGCUGGGCACCUUUCUCCUGAUUGUGUGCAUCUCAUAUUCAUGUUUGACAUCAACGACGAGGUCGAGCUCGGAUGCACUGCAGAGGCGAUACGGAGCCCCCGAACUGGAAGUAGCCCGGUGCUGUUUUUGCUUCGGCCAAGAUGGAGAAGACACCGAGGAGCAGCAGAAUGUCAAGGAGGGACCCCGCGUCAUUUAUGACGAGAAGAAAGGCACCGUGUACAGCUACUCCUAUUUCCACUUCGUCUUCUUCCUGGCAUCCCUCUACAUGAUGAUGACGUUGACCAGCUGGUUCCACUACGAAAAUGCCACCAUUGAGACCUUCGUCAUCGGGAGCUUCUGGGUCAAGAUGGCUUCCUGCUGGAUGUGUGUGGUGUUGUACCUGUGGACCCUGGUGGCCCCUCUCUGCUGCCCCUCUAGGCAGUUCUCUGUGUGAGGAUGUCCAAGAGCCCCUUGGCUCAGCAAGCCUGUGCCUACUCUGGAGGGCCGUCCUCGGAGCGUGUGCAGCAGCAGGAGGGGUUUAAGCAGCAACUGGUGCCCUAUGAAAAGCUGACAUCCCCUGCUGUCUUAAGUGGGUCUGACAAAGCUGUCAGAAAACAAGGAAAACCUCCCGAUUAGCUUCUUACUGUAAAAUCCAAAAGGAAAACUACCAGUUUGACCCACAGGAAUUGGGAUCUUUAGGCAAGCUGAUAGGUGCCAUCAUGUCUUUCUGCCUUACCCUACAUGGUAGCCAAAGUGUUUUAGUCAGAGUAGAACUUGGGACACCGCGUCCAUCACAGGGAUGAAAAUGGCCCUGGUACAGCCAGUCAUUCUCAUCACUGGGAUAAAGAGGCAGCAACAGAAGCAUC
Molecule: messenger RNA, 1963 nt
Organism: Acomys russatus (golden spiny mouse)
Lineage: Eukaryota; Metazoa; Chordata; Mammalia; Rodentia; Muridae
Gene: Serinc5
Product: serine incorporator 5
Exons: 12
Coding region: 175-1551 (458 amino acids)
Cellular component (GO): membrane
Source: RefSeq, a predicted model, not a curated record